CCGCGGGCACUGCCGCGGAGUCUCGCCUCCUGCUCUUUGUGCGUAACGAGCUGCCGGGGCGCAUCGCGGUGCAAGACGACCUGGACAACACGGAGCUGCCCUUCUUCACCCUGGAGAUGUCUGGCACGGCAGCGGACAUCUCGCUGGUGCACUGGAGGCAGCAGUGGCUGGAGAACGGGACCUUGUAUUUCCACGUCUCCAUGAGCAGUGCCGGCCAGCUGGCCCGGGCCACGGCGCCCACGCUCCAGGAGCCCUCAGAGAUUGUAGAAGAGCAGAUGCACAUUCUGCACAUUUCUGUGAUGGGUGGACUCAUUGCGCUGCUGCUUCUGCUGCUGGUGUUCACGGUGGCGCUGUAUGCCCAGCGGCGCUGGCAGAAGCGUCGCCGCAUCCCCCAGAAGAGCGCAAGCACGGAAGCCACUCAUGAAAUCCACUACAUCCCGUCCGUGCUGCUGGGGCCCCAGGCCCGGGAGAGCUUCCGCUCCUCUCGGCUGCAGGCUCACAAUUCUGUCAUUGGAGUGCCCAUCCGGGAGACCCCCAUCCUGGAUGACUAUGACUACGAGGAGGAUGAGGACCUACCCCGGCGGGCCAACCACGUCUCCAGGGAGGAUGAGUUUGGCAGCCAGGUGACCCACACCCUGGACAGUCUGGGCCGGCCAGGGGAAGAGAAGGGGGACUUUGAGAAGAAAGCAGCAGCUGAGGCGACGCAGGAGACAGUGGAGUCCCUGAUGCAGAAGUUCAAGGAGAGUUUCCGCGCUAACACGCCCAUCGCGAUCGGUCAGCUGCAGCCAGCCCCGCGCAGGGCCUCAGCAGGGAAACGCAAGCGGAGGAGCAAGUCUCGAGGGGGAAUCAGCUUUGGGAGAACUAAGGGGACUUCGGGUUCAGAGGCAGAUGACGAAACGCAGCUGACGUUCUAUACGGAGCAGUACCGGAGUCGCCGCCGCAGCAAAGGUUUGCUAAAAAGCCCAGUGAACAAGACAGCCUUGACGCUGAUUGCUGUGAGCUCCUGCAUCCUGGCCAUGGUGUGUGGCAGUCAGAUGUCCUGUCCACUCACCGUGAAGGUGACUCUGCAUGUGCCUGAGCACUUCAUUGCAGACGGGAGCAGCUUUGUGGUGAGUGAAGGGAGCUACCUGGAUGUCUCAGACUGGCUAAACCCGGCCAAGCUGUCCCUGUAUUACCAGAUCAACGCCACCUCCCCGUGGGUGAGAGACCUCUGCGGACAGAGGACGACAGAUGCCUGUGAGCAACUCUGCGACCCAGAAACUGGAGAGUGCAGCUGUCAUGAAGGCUAUGCCCCCGACCCGGUUCACAGACACCUGUGUGUGCGCAGUGACUGGGGACAGAGUGAAGGACCUUGGCCUUACACUACACUCGAGAGGGGCUAUGACCUAGUAACAGGAGAACAAGCCCCUGAAAAGAUUCUCAGGUCUACUUUCAGCUUGGGCCAAGGACUGUGGCUUCCGGUCAGCAAAAGCUUUGUGGUUCCGCCUGUGGAGCUGUCCAUCAACCCUCUGGCCAGCUGCAAGACAGACGUGCUCGUCACGGAAGACCCUGCAGAUGUCAGGGAAGAAGCAAUGCUGUCCACAUACUUCGAAACCAUCAACGACCUGCUGUCCUCCUUUGGGCCAGUUCGGGACUGCUCUCGGAACAACGGGGGCUGCACUCGAAACUUCAAGUGCGUGUCUGACCGCCAGGUAGACUCCUCAGGAUGUGUGUGCCCCGAGGAGCUGAGGCCCAUGAAGGACGGCUCCGGAUGCUACGACCACUCCAAAGGUAUUGAUUGCUCGGACGGCUUCAACGGUGGCUGCGAGCAGCUGUGCCUGCAGCAGACGCUGCCUCUGCCCUAUGACGCCACCUCCAGCACCAUCUUCAUGUUCUGCGGGGAGAACAACUUCAUCAAGGACUUCCCUCAGCUGGCCGAUGGGCUGUUGGUGAUCCCGCUGCCGGUGGAGGAGCAGUGCCGGGGGGUCCUCUCCGAGCCCCUCCCAGACCUCCAGCUGCUCACUGGAGACAUCAGGUACGACGAGGCCAUGGGUUACCCUAUGGUGCAGCAAUGGCGGGUUCGAAGCAACCUCUACCGUGUGAAGCUCAGCACCAUCACCCUUUCAGCAGGCUUCACCAACGUCCUCAAGAUCCUGACCAGGGAGAGCAGUCGGGAGGAGCUGCUGUCCUUCAUCCAGCACUACGGCUCGCACUACAUCGCAGAGGCCCUGUACGGCUCCGAGCUCACCUGCAUCAUCCACUUCCCCAGCAAGAAGGUCCAGCAGCAGUUGUGGCUGCAGUAUCAGAAAGAGACCACAGAGCUGGGCAGCAAGAAGGAACUCAAGUCCAUGCCCUUCAUCACCUACCUCUCAGGUCUGCUGACGGCCCAAAUGCUGUCAGAUGACCAGCUCAUCUCAGGUGUGGAGAUCCGCUGUGAGGAGAAAGGCCGCUGUCCAUCUACCUGCCACCUUUGCCGCCGACCGGGCAAGGAGCAGCUGAGCCCCACACCAGUGCUGCUGGAAAUCAACCGUGUUGUACCACUAUACACCCUCAUCCAAGACAAUGGUACCAAGGAGGCCUUCAAGAGUGCACUGAUGAGCUCCUACUGGUGCUCGGGGAAAGGGGACGUGAUCGAUGACUGGUGCAGAUGCGACCUCAGCGCCUUUGAUGCCAGUGGGCUUCCCAACUGCAGCCCCCUCCCGCAGCCAGUGCUUCGUCUGUCCCCAACAGUGGAGCCCUCCAGCACAGUGGUCUCCUUGGAGUGGGCGGAUGUUCAGCCAGCUAUCGGGACCAAGGUCUCCGACUAUAUUCUGCAGCACAAGAAAGUGGAUGAAUACACAGACACGGACCUCUACACAGGAGAGUUCCUGAGUUUUGCCGAUGACUUACUCUCUGGCCUGGGCACAUCUUGUGUAGCAGCUGGUCGAAGCCAUGGAGAGGUUCCUGAAGUCAGUAUCUACUCCGUCAUCUUCAAGUGCCUGGAGCCCGACGGUCUCUACAAGUUCACUUUGUAUGCUGUGGACACACGAGGGAGGCACUCGGAGCUCAGCACAGUGACACUGAGGACAGCCUGUCCGCUGGUGGAUGACAACAAGGCAGAAGAGAUAGCAGACAAGAUCUACAAUCUGUACAAUGGGUACACAAGUGGAAAGGAGCAGCAGACUGCUUACAACACACUGAUGGAGGUCUCAGCCUCAAUGCUGUUCCGAGUCCAGCACCACUACAACUCCCACUACGAGAAGUUCGGCGACUUCGUCUGGAGGAGUGAGGAUGAGCUGGGGCCCAGGAAGGCCCACCUGAUCCUGCGGCGACUGGAGAGGGUGAGCAGCCACUGCUCCAGCCUCCUGCGAAGUGCUUACAUCCAGAGCCGCGUGGACACCGUGCCCUACCUUUUCUGCCGCAGCGAGGAGGUCCGGCCUGCGGGUAUGGUGUGGUACAGCAUCCUCAAGGACACCAAAAUCACGUGCGAGGAGAAGAUGGUGUCCAUGGCCCGAAACACGUAUGGGGAGUCCAAGGGCCGGUGAGGGAGGGUGCUGCCCUCCAUGAGCACAGAGACUCUCCGUGGGAGGGGGAGCAGUACUCUCAUGGAUCCUGGGGCCUGGGGGGGACUGGGGAACAGCUGAGGAUGGGCCUGGCGGAUGAGGCUUGCCAGCAAGGCCAAAGCAAACUCUUUCUCUUGUGGAUAGCCGACAGAGAACUUUGUAACCACUGGAAUUAUCCGUUUUUCUCUAUCUUUUAUUUUUUCUAAGAUAUUAUUUGGCUCUAUCAAAGUCUCUCCUUUUUAAACUUUUUUCUUAUGGAUGGUGGUCAGUCCCGAGGCAGGAGCUUUCAGGUGGAGACCAAGCGGCCUUUGAUCUUCUUCCUUCCUCCUGCCACACUCAGCUUCCUUCCUGCAACGGACCCUGGAGGAGACCUCUGGAGAGACAGUCUGACCUCUUCAGCAACAGGAAGGAGGCCCCGAGAAUUGGUGCAGUGAGGAAGCUUGGGUCUUUAUAAUUUUUUUUUCCAGACGUUAUUGAGUUUGCAGGACCCCUGCCUCUUCCUGCUACCUGUGGGUCUGCCCAGAGUCCCUGCAGGACUUUCCAUGCAUUAAAAAUUCUUAUUGUCUCUCUUUCUGCUUGGGGAGUGUUUCUUGCCACUGGGGGACCUCUGUUUAUUUACUCAACAGGUAUUUAUUGAUUACCUACUAUAUGCCAGGCACUGGAUGUGCAACUAAAGAGUGAGAAGCUCCCGGCUCUCAGGGAACUUAGAGUCGAUGAAAAUUGUAGAGAAGCAGUUCAGUGACUUCAGGCUAGAGCAGGGGAAGAAUGGAGGUUAUUUAAACUCAUUGU
Messenger RNA from Ailuropoda melanoleuca (giant panda), 4310 nucleotides. RefSeq names its product astrotactin 2 (gene ASTN2). Gene Ontology annotation, cellular component: membrane; endosome. NCBI's taxonomy places the organism in Eukaryota, Metazoa, Chordata, Mammalia, Carnivora, Ursidae. Bases 117 to 3503 code for a protein of 1128 amino acids. The transcript has 22 exons. The record is from RefSeq and is a predicted model, not a curated record. Gene Ontology annotation, molecular function: inositol 1,3,4,5 tetrakisphosphate binding; protein binding. Gene Ontology annotation, biological process: neuron cell-cell adhesion; neuron migration.